Lactuca virosa is the source of this 447-nucleotide messenger RNA. The record is from the annotation of a GenBank genome assembly. Lineage: Eukaryota; Viridiplantae; Streptophyta; Magnoliopsida; Asterales; Asteraceae.
AUGGAGACCGUCGAAGACUUCGAAACGAUAGACGUGGAACUUGAUGAGCUAUUCAUAAAGAAACAAACGCCUAGAUUCAAAGACGAGUUCUUGAACACUUUCUGUGAAGAAGGCCUAGAAGAUUGUUCCAUCCCCGACGUUCAAAUCGAUGAAAGCGAUGGAGAUGAAUCCCUUGAUUUGGACCAUGAAGAUGAGACAGAUGAUAAAGAAGGUGCUUCGCAAAAAGGGUUAAUUGAAAAAGAGGAUGAAGACGACGUUGAUUUCCAAUACAGUAUACAUGAUCAAAAGGUGAAAUGGAACAAAAUUAGGCCAGUUUUCGGAGAGAGGUAUAAAUCACCACAACAACUUAAACUCUGUUUAACCAACUACUCCAUAAAACAGGUUUAUCGGAUUAGGUUCGAAAAAUGUGAUAGUGUUAGGCUUGUAGUUGUGUGUACAAAUGAGUAA